This is a messenger RNA of Trichoplusia ni (cabbage looper), 1589 nucleotides long. RefSeq names its product WD repeat-containing protein 5 (gene wds). The coding region runs from base 215 to 1255 and encodes 346 amino acids. Lineage: Eukaryota; Metazoa; Arthropoda; Insecta; Lepidoptera; Noctuidae. Gene Ontology annotation, cellular component: Set1C/COMPASS complex. Gene Ontology annotation, molecular function: histone binding. The transcript is spliced from 8 exons. The record is from RefSeq and is a predicted model, not a curated record.
ACUGAUUGCUCUUCGCGAAAUAUGCACGCAUUGGGACGCCCGGAUUUAGAAUGUUCUUUGAAAAUCUACGUUGAAAUAAAUGUAAAAACUGCAGUGAGUGAUAAGUUUCGUGUGUUACCUGUUCUGAAGUUUAAUUCAAAUUGUUGUUCAUUGUGUAAUAGUGACUGUGUUGGGUGACGAACAAAGUAAAGCGUAGUGCGUCGAAAGUUGAAACAUGGUGCCGCUAGGUCCCGGGCCAGGCCAUCCUGCUGCACACCAAACACACGGUGGGCCCUCUGCCAACCUUUCCGGCCCAAAUUCGCUAUCACAAUCCGCUCCACAAUCGAACAAGUCUUCAGUGGCGAAGCCGAAUUACACGCUCAAAUUCACACUUGCGGGGCAUACGAAAGCCGUGUCUUCUGUUAAAUUCAGUCCAAAUGGAGAAUGGCUGGCAAGCUCCUCUGCUGAUAAACUUAUUAAAGUGUGGGGUGCUUAUGAUGGCAAGUUUGAGAAGACAAUAUCCGGACACAAGAUGGGAAUCAGUGAUGUGGCUUGGUCCUCAGAUAGCAGGCUGAUAGUCAGUGCUAGCGACGACAAAACUCUAAAGGUUUGGGAACUGAGCUCCGGCAAAUGUUUGAAGACACUAAAAGGGCAUAGCAACUAUGUAUUCUGCUGUAACUUUAACCCACAAAGCAAUCUUAUCGUAUCGGGCAGUUUUGACGAGAGUGUACGGAUAUGGGACGUAAGAACAGGCAAAUGUUUAAAGACACUACCGGCACACUCAGAUCCAGUUUCAGCGGUACACUUUAACAGAGAUGGCAGCCUUAUUGUAUCAUCCAGUUAUGACGGAUUAUGUCGAAUUUGGGACACAGCAUCAGGUCAAUGUCUAAAAACCCUCAUAGAUGAUGACAAUCCUCCAGUAUCCUUCGUGAAGUUCUCACCGAACGGCAAGUAUAUCUUGGCUGCGACUUUGGACAACACACUCAAACUGUGGGACUACAGCCGGGGCAAGUGCCUCAAAACGUAUACUGGACACAACAACGAGAAAUACUGUAUCUUCGCCAACUUCAGUGUCACUGGUGGAAAGUGGAUAGUGUCAGGCUCUGAAGACAACCUGGUCUACAUAUGGAAUCUGCAAUCGAAAGAGAUCGUGCAGCGGCUAUCUGGUCACACGGAUACCGUCCUGUGUACCGCAUGCCACCCCACCGAGAACAUCAUAGCGUCUGCGGCGCUCGAAAACGACAAGACUAUUAAGCUUUGGAAGAGUGACACUUAAAAUUAGGCUUUACUCCAACCAGACAGUGAUCUGUACUCCGUGGCUUCAUAUUGAAUGCCGUCGCCACUGGCUUGUGAAUACAUUUAAUAUUAAUGAUACUAGUCGAGUAUCUGGACGAUGGACGCUGAAAUUAUGAGUGCGUUGUUUUAUUUCAAUAAGUUUAGUGUAUCACACAGUAUGAAUGGUUCUUCUGAUGAGAAUAUGAUAUAAAUAUUUUUGUAUCUGACAUACAAAUGAGAAAGAUUCGAGUUAGCGAUUAUGUAUUAGUUAAGAUUGAUUUAAAAUUAUCGCUUAAGAGUACUUGUUGGAAUAAUUAAAGAUUCAGUAGUUGGUA